GCACCUAAAUUGGGUGAUGUGGCAAACACGAACUGAUUUCUGUGUAAUUCACAUACACUAUAGCCAUCAUUUCAGCACACUGUGUCUGUGGCUGCGACGUCUCCUUGCCCAUUAUCGUCGACUAUUGUGCAGGAACCCAAUGAGCAUGUGGCGUGGAUCGACUGCGCUGGUGCGUAGCAGCGGCAAGGCGCUUCUACAAACAUCGGCACGGGCUUCCUCGCUAUCGACUGCUGCUGCGCCUGCCACGGCCGCCACGACGGAAGCUGCCACCGCCGUGUGGUCACCCGAGAAGAAGCGCACGGGUCUGCUGGCCGUCAAGAUUGGCAUGAUGCCCGUGUGGGACCAUUUUGGCUACCGUCACAACUGCACGGUGCUGCAGGUUGAGGAGUGCCAGGUAACGCAGGUGAAGACGGCGGAUCGCCACGGCUUCAACGCGCUGCAGCUUGGUGUGGGCCUGCGUAAGCCCAAGAAUGUGAGUAAGCCCGUGCUGGGCCACCUGGCUAAGGCGGGCGUGCCGGCCAAGCGCCAGCUGCAGGAGUUCCGCGUCUCGGAGGACGCUCUACUGCCUCUUGGCACGACGCUCUCGGCGCUGCACUUCAACGCCGGUCAGUAUGUCGACGUGUGCGGCACCAGCAAGGGCAAAGGCUUCCAGGGUGUCAUGAAGCUGCACAACUUCGCAGGUCAGCCAGCCUCGCACGGUAACUCCAAGACGCAUCGCCACAUGGGAUCCACCGGCCAAUGUCAGGACCCUGGCAAGGUGUUCAAGGGCAAGAAGAUGCCUGGCCGCAUGGGCGGCAACCGCGUCACACGCGACAACCUCUGGAUCGCCAAAAUCGACGUGGACCGCAACCUCAUUUACGUCAAGGGCAGUGUGCCCGGUAACAACGGCGGCAUUGUCCGUGUCACGGAUGCACGCAAGAAGAAGCCGGAGGCGCCGCUUCCGUACCCUACCUUCUUGGCGUCAGAGGGUGAAGCACUGCCGUCGGAAGUGCUGGCACCGCACGGAGACGUUGACCCGUACCACUACGAUGAGAACUAGAGAAAGCACCAGACAGACCGGCAAGCAGCUCGAGGACGCGGGGGCGUCGAUCAGGAAGUGGCCCGUAGUGCUCAUGUGAUUCGAGGUUCUUAUGUGGAAAUCGCAGUUGUUUCUUUGCCAUCUUCUCUUACUUUGCCGAACUUGUGUCAGCACUUAGUGUUGUUGCUGUUGUUGUCGUGCAUUGAUAUGGUUGAAGGUUCUACCGAUUCGGUGUGUUCUCAAUUGCGAGCGAGUGUUCGUACUUGGCAUAAAAUGGCUUCGCUUGCUUGUUUAAAUUCGUCAU
Phytophthora nicotianae INRA-310 is the source of this 1322-nucleotide messenger RNA. RefSeq names its product 50S ribosomal protein L3. Gene Ontology annotation, biological process: translation. The coding region runs from base 17 to 1039 and encodes 340 amino acids. Gene Ontology annotation, cellular component: mitochondrial large ribosomal subunit; ribosome. Gene Ontology annotation, molecular function: structural constituent of ribosome. NCBI's taxonomy places the organism in Eukaryota, Oomycota, Peronosporomycetes, Peronosporales, Peronosporaceae. The record is from RefSeq and is a predicted model, not a curated record. The transcript has a single exon.